AUGAUAAGUUUGUCCCAAAGUGUGUCGACCUCUACUACUACCAGCGUGUCUUCCAGUGUGGCCUUGGCUUUCACUUCAGCAAGUCUUUUACGAAGUGUCUUGUUCUCCACCUUUGCUUGGCUUUUAAGCGGUGCCUCGAUUAUCGCUUUUUCCUGUACCUGGUAGAGUGUCUUGCAAACUCUUUUGACCUGCACUUGCACUAGCGUUAUUGUUCGUCCGUCGUGUCAACUUGCAUUUCUGCUAGCCUGUUACUCAGUGUAUGCACCAGCUUCUUGGCCUCUAGGUCGGCUACUGUGUCGCUUAGUUUCUCGAACUGCAGCUCUACUCGUCUUUCAGCCAGUGUGCCUACUUGUGCGUCGCCCUACUUUUUGGCUUUUUCUUCGCCAAGUGUCUCGACCUUUACGUUUGCUAGCCUGUCACCCGGUGUGUUUACAAAAGCAUCAUUUUCGGCGUUGGUUAGUGUCACCAAGUUUCUCGACCUUUACUUCUGCUUGCCUAGCAACCAUUUGGUAGUGCAGCGCCUUGGCGUUUUCCCCAAGCUGUGUGUCGCAAGUGACUGGAUCUUAUUCUCUGCUACCGUGUUUUUCAAUAUUUGUAAUGUUUCCAUGCCCUUUGGCUCGGACAGUGUGUUGCCAAAUGUGUGGACCUUAACCUCUGUUUCUCUGGCUGCUAGUGUGUUAAGCACCGCUUUGCACUCUACCUUGACCGGCAUGUUGCCAACUUUAUAUUCCUCCAGCACUGGUAGUCUGUCAGUCAGUGCGUAUAUAAGCGUCUCGGCGUCCACCUCGGAAAGCGUGUAGCAUAGCACCUGGACAUCCACCUCUAUCACUCUGUAAUCAAGUUUUUCCACCAACGCUUUAUUCUUUACCAGUUACCAGUGUGGCCUUGGCCUCCACAUAAGCUACUCUUUCGCCAAGUAUCUUGUUCUACACCUUUUCUUGCCUUUUAACUCGUGCCUCGAUUAUCGCUUUAGCCUUUACUUUGUACAGUAUCUCGCAAAAUGUGUUGACCUCCACUUGGAGUACCGUCUUUGUUAGGGUGUUGUCUCAACUUGCAUUUCUGCUAGCCUUUCACUCAGUGUAUUCAGCAGCUUCUUUCGCCAAGUGUCUCGACCUCCACGUCUGCUAGCCACUCAGCUAGUUUGUUUACCAGUUCAUCAUUUUCGCAUUCGCUGGUGUUGCCAAGUUUCUUGACCUUUACUUCUGCUUAUCUUGCAACCAUUUGGUACUGCAACGCCUUGGCGUUUACCUCAAGCUGUGUGUCGCCAAGUGACUGGACCUCAUUCUCUGCUACCGUGUCAGUUAAUGUGUGUAACGUUUCCAUACACUUCAGCUCGGACAGUGUGUCGGCGAGUCUGUGGACCUUGACCUCUGUUUUUGUGUCUGCGGGUGUAUCUAUCACCGCUUAGCACUCUACCUUGACCGGCAUGUUGCCAACUUUAUAUUCCUCCAGCACUGGUAGUCUUUCAGUCAGUGCGUAUAUAAGCGUCUAGGCGUCCACCUCGGAAAGCGUGUAGCAUAGCGCCUGGACAUCCACCUCUAUCACUCUGUAAUCAAGUUUGUCCACCAACGCUUUAUUCUUUACCAGGUACAGUUUGUCCCCAAGUGCGUCGACCUCUACCGCUAACAGCAUGUCCGCCAGUGUGGCCUUGGCCUCCACUUUAUCUAGUCUUCAGUGUCUUGUUCUCCACCUUUGCUUGCCUUUUAACCAGUGCCUCGAUUAUCGCUUUAACCUUCAAAUCUUACAGUAUCUCGCAAACUGUGCUGACCUUCAUUUGCAGUAGCCUCUUUGUUCGCGUGUCGUCUCAACUUGCAUGUCUGCUUGACUGUCACCUAGUGUAUGCAGCAGCUUCUCAGCCUCCAGCUCGGUCACUGUGACGCUAAAUGUCUCGACCUCCCACUCUGCUCGCCUGUCAGCCAGUGUGUAGACCUGCGCCAUUAGCUGCGCCGCAACUAGUUGGAAGCCUGUCAGUUAAUGUGUAGUCCAAAAACUAACUCUUCACCUCGCCUAAUGUUUGGCGAGAUGUGUCAACCUCUUUCGCCGCAAGCCUGUAGCCUAGUGUCGCAGUUGGGCGUCAGUCUCCACCACGAACAGUAAUUCGCCAACUGUGUUGACUUGCCACUCAGUUACCUUUUCAGCCAGUGUGUCUACUUUGCCUUGGCCAUCUUCUUGGCCUGUCCUUCGCAAAGUGUCUCGACCUCCACCUCUGCUAGCCUGUCACCUAUUUUAGUCUAUAAGCAAGUGUGUCCACCACCGCUUUAGAGUUUACCAUGGACAGUUUCUCCCCCAGUGUGUCGACCUCUACCGCUACUAGCGUGUCCGCCAGUGUGGACAAACCCUCCACUUCAGCUAGUCUUUCGCCAAGUGUCUUGUUCUCCACCUUUGCUUGGCUUUUAACCAGUGCGUCGAUUAUCGCUUUUGCCUGUAUCUCGUAAUGUAUCUCGCAAACUGUGGUAACCUUCACUUGGGCCUCUUUGUUGGUGUGUCGUCUCAACUUGCAUUUCUGCUAGCCUGUCAUUCAGUGUAUGCACCAGUUUCUUGGGCUCCAGCUCGGCCACUGAGAUACUAAGUGUCUUGACCUCCACUUCUGCUCGCCUGACAGCCAGUUUUGUUGACCUACGCAAAGGUGUGCACAUCGGCUAGUCUGUUUGUUAGUGUCUCAAAGACAAUAACUCUUAGACAAUUAGCAUGUCAGCAAAUGUAAUGACUGCCGCACCUACACCACUGUAUGGUUAAUAGUAUCAAAUUUUACCCUUGCUUGCCGCUGACAGUUUGUUUAACACCUCUUGGUACUUUACUUUCGUCAGUGUGUAGCCGACUGUUUCCACUUUCACCACUGAUAGCCUGUCAGCCAGUGUGUCGACCAGUAUCUUGCUCCCCAUCUCAAACAAUGUGUUCUAAACUGUCUUGACCUCUACCCGUUUUUCUCUUUCAGGCAGCAUGUCGACCAGCGCCUGGAAAUCCACCUCGGCCAGGUACUCGCAAGGUUUUUCAAAUUACACCUCUAAUAACCUAGCAACCAAUGUGUCAAUCAGCCCCGCUUUUUGAGUUUUUGCUAGUGUGUUUUCAAGUUACUUCACCUGCAUUCUUGCAUGUCUCUGAACUAGAGUGUCAACAAGCGUGUCAAUCUCCACCUCAGACACUGUGCCGCCAAGUUUGUUAAGCAUACAGCAUCAAGCAUCGCAAUGUCCUUUACCCAGGCCAGUGAGGCGCUUAGCGUCUCUUAAUUGGACAGUGUGUAAAGAAGGUAUUCGAGCUUUACCUAUGAUAGGCUAUUAGUCAGUGUGUGGGCAAGUGUCUUGACCUCCACCUUUGGUAAGCUCAUAAAGAGAGAUUCGAUCAGCCUCUCCGUCUCCACCUAGGCCAGUGUCUCGCGAAGUUUGUCAACUUUCGUUACAACUUUGCUAGCUUGUGCUUUUGUUGUUUGACAAGCCUCUCCCUAGGACUCUACCUUCACUAGGGUGUCGUAGAGUGUCUUGACCUAGGCCAUCACUAGCCCUUCAGCCAGUGUGACUACAAGCGCAUUGGUUUCCAUCUAGGCGAUUAUUUUUGUAAUUUUCUUGAUGUCCACCUUUGCUAGCUAUGCAGAUAGUGUCUCCACCAGAGCCUCAGCCUCCACAUUGCAAAAUAUGUAGGUAAGAGUGCUUAUCUUCACCUCUGCAAGCCUCUUAAUUAGGGUAUAGACCAGUGCAUUUGCAUCCAACACGGUCAGUGUGUCGCUUAGUGUCCUGACCUCUAUCUUUGUCCCAAAACUAGGUCUCCACCCCGCCUAAUGUUUGGCCAAGUGUGUAAACCUCUUUCUCCGCAAGGCUGUAGGCUGGUGUCUCAGUUGUGUGUCAGCUUCCACCACGAACAGUAAGUGGCCAAAUGUGUUGACUUGCCACUCUGUUACCUUUUCAGCCAGUGUGUAUACUUUGCCUCGGCCUACUUCUUGGCUUUUCCUACGCCAAGUGUCUCGACCUCCACCUCUGCUGCCCUGUCACCCAGUGUCUUUACCAGUACAUCAUUUUUGGCGUUGGCUGGUGUCGCCAAGUUUCUCGAGCUUUACUUCUGCUUUCCUAUCAGUUAUUCGGUAGCCAGGUGCCUUGGUGUUUACCUCAAGCUGUGUGUCGCCAAGAAACUCGACCUCAUUUUCUGCUACUGUGACAGUCAAUGUGUGUAACGUUUCCAUACCCUUCAGCUCGGACAGUGUGUCGCCAAGUGAGUGGACCUCAACCUCUGAUUUUCUGUCUGCGGGUGUGUCAAGCACCGCUUUGCACUCUUCCUUGGCUGGCAAGUUGCCAACUUUAUUUUUCUCCACCACUGGUAGCCAGUCAGUCAGUGCGUAUAUAAGCGUCUUCGCGUCUACCUUGACAAGUGGGUAGUUUAGUGCCUGCACAUCUACCUGUCUUACCCUGUAAGCAAGUGUGUCCACCACCGCUUUAGGUCUUUACCAUGAUAAGUUUGUCCCAAAGUGUGUCGACCUAUACUACUACCAGCAUGUCUGCCAGUGUGGCCUUGGCUUUCGCUUCAGCAAGUCUUUUGCAAAGUGUCUUGUUCUCCACCUUUGCUUGGCUUUUUAAAGGUGCCUCGAUUAUCGCUUUUUCUUGUACCUUGUACAGUGUUUCGCAAACUCUGUUGACCUGCUGUUGGACUAGCGUCAUUGUUCGUGCGUCGUCUCAACUUGCAUUUCUGCUAGCCUGUUACUCAGUGUAUGCACCAGCUUCUUGGCCUCUAGGUCGGCUACUGUGUCGCUUAGUUUCUCGAACUGCAGCUCUACUCGUCUUUCAGCCAGUGUGCCUACUUGUGCGUCUCCCUACUUUUUGGCUUUUUCUUCGCCAAGUGUCUCGACCUUUACGUUUGCUAGCCUGUCACCCGGUGUGUUUACAAAAGCAUCAUUUUCGGCGUUGGCUAGUGUCGCCAAGUUUCUCGCACUUUACUUCUGCUUGCCUAGCAAUAAUUUGGUAGUGCAGCGCCUUGAGGUUUUCCUCAAGCUGUGUGUCGCCAAGUGACUGGAUCUCAUUCUCUGCUACCGUGUCCUUUAGUGUGUGUAACGUUUCCAUGCUCUUUAGCUCGCCCACUGUGUCGCUUAGUGUCUCGAUCCCCACUUCUGCUCCCCUGUCAGCUGGUGUGUCGACCUAAGCCAAGGUCUGCACUUCGGCUAGUGUGUUGCUUAGUGCCUCAAAGACAAUCACUCUUAGACAAUUACCAUGCUAGCCAAUGUGUUGAAUUCCGCCACCUACACUACUGUAUUGUUAAUAGUAUCAAAAUCUAGCUCUGCAAGCCACUGACAGUUUGUGUAACACCGCUUGGUACUUUACUUUGACCAGUGUCUAGCCGACUGCUACGAAUUUCACCACUGAUAGCCUGUCAGCCAGUGUCUCGACCAGUGUCUUGGUCCCCACCUCGAACAAUGUGUUCUAAAGUGUUUUGACCUCUACCUAUUUUUCUCUUCCAGACAGCGUGUGGACCAGCGCCUGAAACUCCACCUCGGCCAGUGACUCGCAAGGUUUUUCAACCUACACUCCUAAAAGCCUAGCAACCAAUUUGUCGAGCAGCGCCGAUUUCUCCGUUUUCGCUAGUGUGUUUUCAAGUGAUCCUACCUGCAUCCUUGCUUGCCUCUCAACCAGAGUUUCAUCCAGCGUGUCAAUCUCCACCUCAGACAGUGUUUCGCCAAAUAUGUUAAGCAUACAGCAUAAAGCAUCGCCAUGAACUUUAGCCCGGCCUUGCCUAGCGUCUCGAACUCGGACAGUGUGUAGAGAAGUUAUUCAAGCUCUACUUUUCUCAAGUGUGUCAACUUGCUCCUCUGCUAGCCUGUAAGCCAGCACAUCAACCAGCCUCUGGCCUCCAACUCGGCCGGUCUUUUGCUAAGUGUCUCAACCUUCAAUACUACUAACCUUUCGGGUAGUGUCUUGACCUAGGCAAGGCCUGCACCUUGAUUAGUGUGUUGCUCAGUGUCUCGAAGUCCACCUCUCUUUGUCUGUUGGCCAGUGUUUUGACUAGCGCUUUGGCUUGCUUCUUUGUCAGUGUGAAGCCAAGUUCCCCAACUCCACCUCUUUUAGCAUGUCAGUCAGUGUGUGGACAAGUGCCUUGACCCCCAACUUUGGAAGGCUUAUAGAGAGUGUCAACCAGCCUCUCCGCCUUCACCUAGGCCAGUGUCUCGCCAAGUUUGUCGACUUUCUUUACAACUCUGCUAGCUUGUGCUCUUGUGUUUUGACCAGCCUCUCCCUAGGACUCUACUUUCACGAGGGCGCCGCGGAGUGUCUUGAACUGGCCUCGCUAGCCCUUAAGCAAGUUUGUCUGCAAGCGAUUUGGCUUACAUCUACGCCAUUCUUUUGGUAAUUUUUUUAUGUCCACCUUUGCUAGCUAUGCAGAUAGUAUCUCUUUUAGCACGUCAGCCUCAACCUUGACUCUCAAAGCAUCUUAGUUAGGGUGUCGACAAUUGCGUUUGCAUCCAACACGGCCAGUGUGUCGCUUUCUUUUCUGACCUCUAUUCCUGCUAGCCUUUCAGCCAGUAUGUCGGCUUAUCCCUAGGCCUGCCUCUUAACAAGUGUGUUGCUUAGUGUCUAACCUUUAACUCUGUAAUGCUAUUACAUGGUUUGUCGACUAGCCUCUUAGCCUCUACCUAGGUCAGUGUUUUGCUAAGUGCCUCGACCCCCACGUCUCCUAGCCUAUAAUCGAGUUUCUUCACAAGCGCCCAAGAUUUUACAUUUGCCGGGGUCUGGGAAAGAGUGUCGAGCUACACCUCUUCUAGCUUGUCAGCCAGUUGUUUAACCAGCUUGAGGGCCUGUACUUCGGCCAGUCUUGCGCCGAGUGUCUGGAACUAAACUUCUGCUAGCCUGACGGCCACUGUAACUACCGUUUUCAGUUGGCCAGUGUUUAAGCAAGUGUGUCGGCUUUGGCAACUGCUAGCCUGUCAGCAAGUUAAUCGGUGUUGUCAACUGUUUCGACCUUCAACUUUGGUAGCCUGUCAGUUAAUGUGUAGUCCAAAAACUAACUCUUCACCUCGCCUAAUGUUUUGGCGAGAUGUGUGAACCUCUUUCUCCGCAAGCCUGUAGCCUAGUGUCGAAGCGUGUAGCAUAGCGCCUGGACAUCCACCUCUAUCACUCUGUAAUCAAGUUUUUCCACCAGCGCUUUAUUCUUUACCAGGUACAGUUUGUCCCCAAGUGUGUCGACCUCUACCGCUAACAGCAUGUCCGCCAGUGUGGCCUUGGCCUCCACUUCAUCUAGUCUUCAGUGUCUUGUUCUCCACCUUUGCUUGCCUUUUAACCAGUGCCUCGAUUAUCGCUUUAGCCUUCACCUCUUACAGUAUCUCGCAAACUGUGCUGACCUUCACUUGCAGUAGCCUCUUUGUUCGCGUGUCGUCUCAACUUGCAUUUCUGCUUGGACUGUCACCUAGUGUAUGCAGCAGCUUCUCAGCCUCCAGCUCGGUCACUGUGACGCUAAAUGUCUCGACCUCCCACUCUGCUCGCCUGUCAGCCAGUGUGUAGACCUGCGUCAAGGUCUGCGCCGCGGCUAGUCGGUAGCGUAGUGUCUCAAAGGCAAUCUAAUCUCUCUUAGACAGUUAACAUGUCAGCCAAUGUGUUGAUUGCCGUGACCUACACCAAUUUAUGGUUAAUAGUAUUAAAUUCCACCUCUGCUAGUCUUGCAGACAGUUUGUUUACCAGCGCCUGGUACUUUACUUUGGCAGUCUACAGCCGACUGUUUCGAUCUUCACCACUGCUUCACCACUGCAUCGCCAUGGCUUUCAGCGCGGCCAGUGAGUUGCCUAGCGUCUCGAACUCGGACAGUGUGUAGAGAAGUUAUUCGAGCUUUACCUAUGAUAGCCUAUUAGUUAGUCUGAAGUGCAAAGCCUAACCUCGGCUAGUGUUUCGUCAAGUGUGUCAACUUGCAUUUCUGCUAGCCUGUCAGCCAGUAGGUCAACCAGCCUCCUGGCUUCUGCCUCGGCCAGUCUUUUGCUAAGUGUCUCCACCUCCAAUACUACUAACCUUUCAGUUAGUGUUGAUUGA
Messenger RNA from Porites evermanni, 7988 nucleotides. NCBI's taxonomy places the organism in Eukaryota, Metazoa, Cnidaria, Anthozoa, Scleractinia, Poritidae. The record is from the annotation of a GenBank genome assembly.